AUGGGUAUCGGUGAGUUAUGUCAGUACACCAUUUUGCUGUCUCUAAAUGCUUUUUCUCUUCUCCAGGGUGUUGCUAUGCUUGCCAUGAAUAACAUUCUGUCAAACUGGGUUCCAGUAGCAGAGACAAGUAGAUCAUUAGCAUUGGUGUACAAUGGGAUGUACCUUGGAUCAGUCACUGGCCUGGCCUUUUCACCGUUUUUAAUCCACCAAUUUGGUUGGCCAUCAGUCUUCUACUCCUUUGGUUCUCUAGGAACAGUUUGGGUUUUUGUGUGGCUAAGUAAGGCAUGUAGUUCUCCUCUUAAGGAUCUUGAGCUGUUGCUUGAAGAGAAGAAGUUGAUCUUUUCCAAUAGCAUUUCCAAGGAACCUGUUAAAACUAUACCUUGGGGACUAAUUUUGUCAAAACCACCUGGAUGGGCCCUAAUAGUGUCUCACUUCUGUCACAAUUGGGGAACAUUUGUUCUUCUAAAUUGGGCAAGAUACAGUAAAGAUGCUUACAUGGGACUUCUUUAA
Molecule: messenger RNA, 510 nt
Organism: Juglans microcarpa x Juglans regia
Lineage: Eukaryota; Viridiplantae; Streptophyta; Magnoliopsida; Fagales; Juglandaceae
Product: sodium-dependent phosphate transport protein 1, chloroplastic-like
Exons: 4
Coding region: 1-510 (169 amino acids)
Biological process (GO): transmembrane transport
Molecular function (GO): transmembrane transporter activity
Source: RefSeq, a predicted model, not a curated record